Molecule: messenger RNA, 612 nt
Organism: Cercospora beticola
Lineage: Eukaryota; Fungi; Ascomycota; Dothideomycetes; Mycosphaerellales; Mycosphaerellaceae
Source: RefSeq, a predicted model, not a curated record
AUGUUUUCCACGAUCUUCCUUCUCGCUGCAGCAGUAGCAUCAGUAACAGCUCUUCCUCAAAGCGGAGACCCAGUCGACAAUGGCCCAAUUUCUGGCCCUUUCCUACCGAACGGCACAGGGCCUGGAGACUGCACCUCAGAAUACCGUGUCGCAGGCGCCCAACAAGUUGUGUUCGCAUACAAUCUCAUUCAGCCAUUUGAGUCCGAAGAAGCAUUCCAACGUGUACCCUUCCGAGACGACUGUCAAAUACAAAUAAACCCCAACGGCGGCCCCGCAAUUCCCGUAGCAGUCGACCGAACCACAUCCUACGACUUCGCCGUUGCAACUCGCCAAGUCUUCUCCCGCGUAACAGGUCUCUACACAGAUUUCGAUAAUGGAACGACAAUCAUCACCACGAACGUCACACUCGGAGUGUUACAUGGUCUCGCCCUUCCGAUCACUUUCAGCGCGGAUGUAUACUUGACCUAUGAUCUUUCGCAAUGUCUGAUUGAGAAUGUGCAAGCCUUUGCUACGAUACCGACGCAGAUUGCGGGGAUUGACAUCCAGCCGCCGAUUUUGGAUAUGUUGCUGGGGGCGAGCGAGCUUUAUGAUGGAGAGAAUUUGCCUUUUUAG